AUGGCCUCGGCAGUCGAGUCUAUCCAGGCAUGGGUGUUCACGCACGAGGGCUAUCCAGACGCUCUUCACAGGGCGACUUUGGCACCUCUCCCGAAACCAGCGUCGAAGGAGCUUCAUGUCCGAGUCAAAGCAGCAGCACUAAAUCCUGUGGAUGUCCAGUUGAUGAACCUUCCAGUCUGGAGAUAUCUGCCUAGAUCCUGGAUACCUCCUGAUAAGGGUAUCGGUGAGGACUUUUCUGGUGUUGUCGAAGCCGCUGGCAAACACAGUGGCUUUGAUAUAGGCGAUGAAGUGGGUUACUGUACAUAUCAUCAACGCAUACGCUGUAAGAUGUUGACAUACUUAAUANNGGUUUAUGGCAUCACAUUCACGCUUACGAGUGGCACCAUUCAAGAUGUUAUUGCUGUGGACACAAGAUCGAGCAUCGUGGUCAAGAAGCCUAAAGACAUGAGUUGGGAACAGGCUGCUGCGUUGCCAUUGGUCUGGCUAACAGGUACUCUUGACUGCUGUCAUGUGACUAACACACCAUUGCUAACGAAUCAAGCACGCACAGCAAUCGCCAAGAUCGAGUCUUCUAUUGAGCACAGCGGUUGUCUGGCUGUUCUAGGUGGGAGCUCCGCUGUAGGCAUGUAUGUGCUCCAAAUUGCCAGUCAGCGAGGGCGGAAAGUGCUCACCACAUGCUCCUCGCGCAACACUGAAUUCGUGAAGUCGAUGGGCGCAACAUUUGUUGUUGACUACAAGACGAGUGAUGUGACACAAGCUGUUCGAGAUUUUGGUCCAGCAGCCAUCAUUGACUGUGUUGGCGAAACUUCGUGCAUAGGUCUAGCNAAAAGAUACGUCACCAUCGUCGGCGACAAGACUAGUCGUGACACCAUGGGUGGCACAGCGAUAUAUCUUUGGCACCCCAAGAUGGUCGUCAGAACGUUGCUUGGAAAGAUUGGUUUAGGGAAGAGCUACGAUUGUGUGAAUCUGGAACUUCGCAAAGAGUGGUUAGAAGAGACAUUGGAUCUUGACCGUAGCAAAAUCGUCAUCGACAGCACAUGGGGAUUCUAUCAGGUAAAGGAAGCUUUCGCAAAGCUCAGCACUGGACGGGCAAGAGGGAAGGUGGUAGUCAGAGUGUGUUUGGAGGAAAGUUGUAUAUCAUAA
Messenger RNA from Aureobasidium musti, 1143 nucleotides. The record is from the annotation of a GenBank genome assembly. Lineage: Eukaryota; Fungi; Ascomycota; Dothideomycetes; Dothideales; Saccotheciaceae.